GGGCUGCCAUGCGCAUUGCCGGCCCGCGGCCCCGGUGCCACACACAGCAUGGUGGAGCGGCUGCCCGCCACGCCGCCGUCAAGCGAGAGCGGCCGUAAAGGGCGCCUCGGCUGCGCGACAGUGAGCGGCGGCGGGCGGGUAUUAAAACAGGUCAGUUACSUGGAGUGAUGCAUUAAGUGCCUGCAAAACCGCUUGUACCAUYACUGUUGAAGGGGUGCAUCUCUUGAAGUUGACAAGAUAAAACAUCUCUGGUUCUUCAGGUCAGGAAACUUGUACUGGAAAAGGCAUAAUAAUGCACUGAAGAGAAACUGAAAGAAGUACUACAUGCCUUAUUGAGCAGAAAACUGUUUCUGAAGUGUUUGGGCAAACUACAUGUAUAUGUAGUGAAAUCUACAMAGGUUGAAGCUGUGGGGAGCAUGGGUUAUGAUAUUGAGCGCUUCGUGGGCUAUGUCAAUGAAGGGCUGUUGUGCUCCAUCUGCCGAGAUGUGUUAGAAGAUCCACUGCAGGCUCCUUGUGAACACGCUUUCUGCACUGCCUGCAUCCAUGGGUGGCUUGUUCAUCACAGUAACUGCCCUGAAGACAGACAAAUGAUUGAUGUGUCUUUGCUACGACCUCUCUACAGAUAUAUGAAAAAUGAUUUAAACCGUCUUCAGCUACAUUGCAGAAACAGAGAGUAUGGCUGUGAAAUGAUUUGUUCUCUGGAGUCUAUAGACAGGCAUGAAAGGGAGUGUGAGUACAGUCAGAUACCUUGCUCCAAUGCUGGUUGUACGGUGCAGAUUGAGCGGCGUAACCUGGAUGGGCACCUGGCRGUGUGUGAGUACCGGAGCCGGGAGUGCCCCAAUGGCUGUGGUUACACCAUUCUCAGUGCAGAGGACACACAGCAUAAUUGUGUGGCAGAGCUAAGAACCGAGCUGGAGCUGCUUCGGUCAGAAAUGAUCUGCAGAGUGGAGGAGGCAAAACAUGAGAUGGAGUCAAGGUUAGAUUCACAGAGAAGGCAUAUGGUCCAAAAAGAGAGUAUUCUGCAAAAUGAAAUUGAAGAACUAAAGAGUCAGAUGUCACGAAUGAUGUCAGAUGUACGGUCUCUGAUGGCUGCRGAGAGACAGCACCGUCAGGAGCUGGAGCAGGCAGAGCUGGAAAAACGGGAGUUAAUGGAGCUGCUGAAGGGGCUGCAGAAGGACUGUCGGUUAACUACUACAGAGGGAAGCAGGAAGUCAAAUUUCCGUCCUUUGACACGACUGGAGAGUGCAAAAAGAAAACCUAGGGAAGUUACAGUUAUCUAAAUAGUACUAAUCUCAGCAAGCAUUUUUCUUUAUAUAAUACCUGAUUUAUUUGUUUUCUUUUAACAUCUAAAUUAUGAUUGAAUUUGUUUUGGGGCCAUAAAAACAAACAGAAUAUUUUUCUCUGAAGGAACACUGGUCAUUAAAACCAGUAACUGGCAAGCAUACUUUUAGCUAAUGAUGUUUUUGUAAAAAAGGKAAGGAGACUUGAUUUAUUGUCUCUUUAGUCUUUCAAGCCUGAAAACUAUAGCCUUUUAAAGUCAAAGAUAUGGACUAUUAUGGACCAGGAAGGAAACAACCUAUAAGURUCUGUGUUUCAAGCAAAAAAAGCAAAAGUGACCAUCCAUAAUGACAUUUGGSAUGUACUUAAUUGGGGAAAAGUGAAUUGUAGAAUUAGUAAGUCAGUAAUAGAAAUUAAUAAGAUUUUGUUUGUUUGUAGUCUGUAGAAGGUCUUAUUUCAAAGGUGGAAAGCAAGCACUUAAAAUUGUAAUUCUUCUGCUAUUUAACAACUUUGGGUGAGGUUGACCAUUGCUUUAGAGCUUCUUCUCAUUUCCCAGGCUGAUACACCCUUAAGAGACAAAUACUAAAGCCCAAGGUMGUAGAAUAAUCUAAAACCUUUUUAAACAGAUGUGUGAAUAACUUUGAGUUUGUGGGAAUAGAUCUGCUUCUUAUUUAAAAAUGUGAAGCUUUUAUAUGUUUAAAGUAUCAGGUAUUUCUACAGGAUCUUUUAAGCAUAAGACCAGUCCAUUUGGUACUCAAUGUCUUUAAAGCAUUUCUAAAUCCCUAGAGUAUCCUUAAUUUUCUUGUUGCAGGUUUAAGGCUACUUGAUAUCCACAAGAGAUGGAUAUUUGCACAGUCAUUUGGGCUUCAGACAUCUGUGUUAUGGUCAAGCAGGCUGCAGGGAGUGCCAGUGCCUGGCACUGACUUGAGAGGGUAACWCAGUCAACAUCUGUGUGAGUGCGAGCAGGUCAAUGAUCUGCUCUGCUUGGUGGUACAACUCAAAGAGGAGGUGGAGGGUUAAGGGAUGUUAGAGCAUCUGAGAAAGAGAUUGAUUGGUUGGAGCCAUUCUCUACUUCCCCGGAGGCAAAUGUACCAAUCAAAUGCACCUCAGAAAAGGGAGGAUCACUAGGGUGGYAGGACUGUCAUGGGGGCCCAGCUAAAGUGCAUCUACACCAAUGCACAGUGUGGGCAGCAAGGAGAAGAAGCUGGAAGCCAUUGUUCAGCAGGAAGGUUUUGAUGUAAUCUCCAUCACAGAUACAUGGUGGGAUGACUCUCAUGACUGGAGUGCUACAAUGGCUAUAAGCUCUUUAGAAUAGACAGGCAAAACAGGAGAGGUUGUUAGAGAGCACUGUACUGUAGGGAGGGUUUGGAUUGUAUUGAAAUUGAUGACGAUUACAAGGUUGAGUGCCUCUGGGUAAAGAUCAGGGGGAAGGUCAGCAGAGCAGAUGUCAUGGUGGGAGUCUGUUAGAGACCACCCAGCCAGGAGCAGGCUGAUGAGGUGUUCUACAAGCUGCUGGCAGAAGCCUCACAGUCACCAGCCCUCAUACUCACGGGUGACUUCAACUUGCCACUUGUCUGCUGGAAAUGCAGCAGAGAGGAAGCAGCCUAGAGGUUCCUGGAAUGUGUGGAAGGUAACUUUCUAACACAGCUGGUAAAUGAGCCUAACAGAUGAGGGGCCCAGUUGUUUGUGAGCAAGGAAGGUCUGGUGGGUGCUGUGGUGGUCUGUGGCCAUGUUGGGCAGAAUGGAUGCAAACCUAAGGGUUUCUCUACUGGGUGAAAUAAGGAGGGGCGCCAGCAGAACUUCCGCCUUGACUUCAGCAAGCAGACUUUGGCCUGUUUGGGACACUGGUUGACCAAGUCUCUUGGAAGUCAGUCCUGAAGGGCAAAGGGGCCCAGGAAGGCUGGAUGUGCUUUUUAAAGGAAUUGUUAAAUAUUCAGUAAUGGCCUGUCCCCAUGUGUAGAAGGAUAAGUUGUCAGGGGAAAAGAGCAGCAUGAUUAAACAGAGAACUUUAAGCUGGAACUUAGGGGAUAAAAAGAGAAUAUAACAYCUCUGGAAGGAGGGUCAGGUAACUUGGGAGAAACAUAAGGAUGUCACAACGUCAUGUAGGAAGAAGUUUAAUAGGGCCAAAGCCCAGCUGCAGCUUGAUUUGGCCACUACAGUKAAAAAAAACCAAAAGAAGUUURUAUAAAUAUGUUGACCACAACUAUGCCAUUAGUUAAAUGCAGAGGAUAGUGAAGUGACAGGCUGAGGAAAAGGCAGAGGUACUUAAUGCCUUCUUUGCCUCAGCCUUCAGUAUCAGGAUCAGCUGUUCUCAGGAUUCCCAGCUCCCUGAGAUGGAAGUUGUUGAUGGGUAGAUGAGUGAGGGCCCCAUAACCCAGAAGGAGAUGGUUAGUGAUCUGCUAUGGCAGUUAGGCACUGACAAGUCUAUGGGCCCUGAUGGGAUCCAUCCCAGAGUAAUGGAACUGACAAAAGUACCUGUCCAAACGCUUUGAAUCAUCUGUCAGCAGUCCUGCUUAACUGUAGAAGUUUUAGCUGCCUGGAGAUUAGCAAAUGUAACGCCCAUCUACAAGAAGGGUUGGAAGGAUGAUCUGAGGAGCUACAGGCCUGUCAGCCUGACCUCAGCUCUGGGUGAGGAAGAGAUCAUCCUGGGUGCCAUUAUGUGGCACAUGCAGAACCACURAGGGAUCAAGCCCAGACAGCAUGGAUUUAAGAAAGGCAGGUCCUGCUUGACUGAUCUGAUGUAUGACUAAGUGACCUGCUUAGAAGAUGAGGGAGAGGCUGUGGAUGUUUUCUGUCUAGACUUCAGUAAAACAUUUGACACUAUCUUCCACAGCAUCCUCCUAGAUAAACUGGCUGCUUGCAGCUUGGUUGGGUGGACUCUCCGAUGGAUAAAAAAUUGGCUGGAUGUCAGGUCCAGAGAGUGGUAAGGAAUGGAGCUAAAUCCACUUGGCAGCUGGUCACCAGAGGUGUUCCCCAGGGCUCAGUGUUUGGGUCAGUCCUGUUUAACAUCUUUAUUGUUGAUCUGGAUGUGGGGAUUGAGUGUGCCCUGAGUGAAUUUGCAGACAGCACCAAGCUGGAUGGCAAUGUUGGUCUGCUGGAUGGUAGUGUUGGUCUGCUGGAUGGUAGGAAGGCUCUGCAGAUAGACCUGGACAGACUUAAUCAAUGUGCCAAGGACAACUGCACAMGGUUCAAUAAGGUGAAGUGCUGGGUCCUGCUCUUGGGUUGCAGGAACACAUUGCAGUGCUACAGGCUGGGGGCAGAGUGGCUUGAAGCUGUUCAGCAGAAAGGGAUGUGGAGGUGCUGGCUGACAGCUGGCUAAAUAUGAGCCAAUGUGUGUGCUCAGGUGGCCAAGAAGGCCAGUGGCAUCCUGGCCUGUAACAGACUGGCAGUGAUUGUCUCCCUGCACUGGGCACUGGUGAGGCCACACCUCAAGUCCUGUGUCUGGUUUUGGCCCCUCACUUAAAAAAGGACAUUGAAGUGCUGAAGCAUGUCCAGAAAAGGGCAGCAAAGCUCAUGAAAGGUGUAGAAAGCUUGUCCUAUGAGGAGCAGMUGAGAGAGCUGGGUUUGUUUAGUCUAGAGAAGAUGAGGCUCGGGAGGACCUCUUCAUUGUCUACAAUUCCUCGAAAGGUGUGUGUAGCCAGGUGAGGGCUGGUCUCUACUACUGUGCCUACAGUGAGAGGACAAGAGGAAAUGGCUUUGUGCUGAGAUGAGAGAUUCAGAUUAGAUGUUAGAAAAAAAAAUUCACUGUUAGGUUGGUCAAGCAUUGGAAUAGGCUGCCCAGGGAGCUGGUGGAGUCACUAUCCCUGGAGGUGUUCAAGAGCUGUCAGGAUCCGGUGCUGGGCGUUGGUUUCGUGGUUUAGGGGUUACAGUGGUAGUUCUGAGUUGACAGUGGAACUUGGUCUCUUCCAACCUUGAUGAUUCGAUGAUUCAAAGUUGGCAAUAGGAUUUUUUAACAGAUCCACAAAUCAAGGAGGGGUUAUCUGUAAGCACUGCAUGAGAAAUCUGUAUGGUUCAAACACUUUCUCCAGWCUUCUUACACAGCCUGUUCAUGUUGUUUUCAGUGGGAUAACUAAGCCAUAUCCUCAGCUCAUCAGUGGACUAACUAUAGAGAAAUCUGGCCUUCUGUUUACUAAAUGUGUUAAAUCAAUUUUGAAGGCUCAGGAAAAUCUGUGCAGGUUCAAUGAUCCAAAUAUGUUAAUUUUAUAGUUUAGAAAGCAACUGCAUUACUGUGCAUGCCUUGCUUUCACUCAGAGCAAUGCUUUUAUCACUAAUAGCAUAACCAAAGAGAGAGGCAGCAAUCUUCUUUAGCACAUAGUCUACGCUGUGUAGGCUUGUGGUCAGAGCUGUCUGAAUUUCAGGCAUUAACGAAUCUUUCUAACUUGCUGUUUCUUUAGUACCACUGAGGCAGAUGUGCACAUGUUCAGGUCUUACAUAUUUAAAAACUGGUCUUGCUUAUUUAAAAACUGACAUAAAUAGCUUUUCUGUAAAAGAGGGUUUGCUCAGGCAAAAAACCCACAUUCAAAGUAAUUGAGAAUAUUUGGGACUCUGUAGYGGUCUCACCAAUUCAUGACAUAGCACAUCUCUUAAGCAGCCAUAUUUAAUAAUCUGAAACAGUAAAUCAGUAGCUAUAAUUUGGGAAGACCUUCACUCACACUAAAUGUUCAGUGGUCAGUUCACUUACAUCAGUGUGUGUUUUAAAGCAAUAGGUAGAAAGUAAGAGUGCUGUUACUCUCGUGUUCUAAACAAGCAAGUUGUGUCUGUGCUCUGCGUGACAUUAUUGCAGCAUUCACGCUGAUUUUCAAGCUUUUUGGCAAUACCAGAYUUCAUGCUGUUAGAUUCAGUUAGUGCUUUUCUGUGUACUGUAACAGUGUGGUUGUGAUGUGACUUUAUCUACUUUGCCUAAUAUAAAGAAGAAAAUUAUUCGAAAUGUGUUAGAACUCAAUGACCURGAUCAUCUUUCCUCAGUCAGAGGGCAGUAACCCAAUGUUUUCUGUUCUGACCACAAAAGAAAGCAAGUUAUUAGCUCUGUGCUUUCCCCAUAAUGGGAUCUCUGCAUUUGUUUGCUUCGGAAACUUCACCCACUUAUUUAUGACUAAAUUCCUCAAGAUGGGAAMUAGGGUCUUUUUAAUGUUUACUUAGCAUUAGGUCUGCUGUCAUUUCCCUAAGUGAUGGACACAAAACUGCAUGAGAAAACACRUCCUAGGUGGUAAGGAAGGACUUUCUGCUGUGCAAUUGAGCUCUGACAGUCUGAACUUCCAGUGUGGAAAUUUGGCAACACUUUGGGCCCACUGGCUGCUGGAAUGGCCUGUCAGUUUGGGUUUCCUUUAGCAGCAGAGAAGCACUUUGAGAGAUGUUUUAAAUAGGCACACAGUAGUUAAUGGYAUCAGGUCCCUCUGGUGACUUCAAGCUUUAUGCCAUUCCUCUGGGUAGCAAUUCUGCACUGCAGAUUUUCCUUUGCUAAUGAGCCCCUCACAAGGUGGCAUUGCUGAAGUAUCAUCAUCACUUGACCUGUCUUACACUUGACUAGACUGACAUUAAAUAGCCCAUUAAUAUUUAGUCUACUUCUUGCUUUUCCAGUCUCAUGUAUUAUGCAGCCCUUAAUAGCAGUUGGCAGAAGCAAGGGAUUUUUUUUUUCUUUCAAAUAGUCUGUUAAUCCUUUUCACAAAAACUAAGACUCCAAAUAUUGUACUAGACUUAAUGUAAGUUAAAGACAUUCACUUGGAAAUUCUACUUCCCUAGUCAUGAUCAUAUUUCAUAUGAUCRUAUGAGAGCCUCUGUUAAAAGUGCAUUACAGGAGGGCUUCAGCAUGGAAUUACUGCUGAUACUGUUCUCUUACUAAAUCACACUUUAAUCAGUUCCAUUUCCUCACAAGUGGAACUGCUGCUCAAGUGGACCAGUAGCUCUUCAAAUUGUUGUAUUUUGAGUUGCUUCUUCUAGCUCUUUUUUUUAGCUGGAAGAGGGAGAACAAGAAGUACAAGUAAGUGUGGUGUGAUUGUUUCCUCAGCCAAAAAUCAGUGAUGCGGCUGCACUGGCCUGUGCCACCAGCCAGCUUACUGGUGUGCUGCCAGCAUAUGGCAGGGAUUUAACAUGGCAUUAGAAUUAAAAGGAGAUUAAAUCUUUAUCCACAGUUCGGUGGGUACACGGUGUCAUAGUACCAAGCCUGGGAGAUUCACAAACAAAACUCAGAGCAAGCGGUUAAGUCAAGUAUGUGGAACUUGCAUAUACAGGAGUUUCUUGUCAGCAUAGAAGAGAAGGGAGUUGCACAGUCAAGCAAAAUACCUGCUAUAGUGAUGUAUUUUGACGGCCAAAAGUGGUUUUAUCUGAAAUGUUCUUAGGUGUUUGUGUAAAGUAAUGUAGUAAUAGACCCCRGUUGCAAACAGUUCCUACAAUUUAUAGAAAUGGGUAGCCUUGCAAAUGAUAUUUUCCAUGUGCUGCCCUCUUGGAUGUUUCUGGCAUGGUGCUUCUCUACAGCCACUUUCCUUAGAAGUGCUGGAUAGUAUUGACAAGGAGCAGUACUAGCCUUGCCUUUCUCCCGUACUGUUGUCAGAUGGAGUACGGUAGRUCAGGGAGAUUUUACCACGUAGAAGAUGCCUUCAUAAAGACCUACAAUUCUAUGCAACUUUCUAUUAACUGAGUAAACACUGAACUGUCUUCCAGCAUUAUGGGUCGCUGCCAGUCUAUUUACGUUUUCUACCUUUAUAUGCACAAGGAUAAACCAGCGCUUA
This is a messenger RNA of Malurus melanocephalus (red-backed fairy wren), 8003 nucleotides long. RefSeq names its product RING finger protein 151-like. The transcript is spliced from 9 exons. NCBI's taxonomy places the organism in Eukaryota, Metazoa, Chordata, Aves, Passeriformes, Maluridae. The coding region runs from base 417 to 1280 and encodes 287 amino acids. The record is from RefSeq and is a predicted model, not a curated record. Gene Ontology annotation, molecular function: zinc ion binding.